Molecule: messenger RNA, 1225 nt
Organism: Caenorhabditis elegans
Lineage: Eukaryota; Metazoa; Nematoda; Chromadorea; Rhabditida; Rhabditidae
Gene: Y17G7B.17
Product: Myeloid leukemia factor
Exons: 6
Coding region: 74-955 (293 amino acids)
Cellular component (GO): cytoplasm
Source: RefSeq, marked reviewed
GUUUGCAACUACUCGACAUCUAUAUAUAUUUUAAAUAUAUCAAUUAUUUAUUUUCACGCUCAUUCCACCGAAAAUGUUCAACGGAGACGAUGAUUUCCCAAUGGGCGCUAUGCACAGUUUUGGACAAAUGCACCAACAAAUGAUGUCAGACAUGAAUAUGAUGACGGGCGGUAUGCUACGAAAUAUGGGAAUGGGCGGCCCAAUGUUUGGCGGGCUUAUGGUCCCAAGCCCAUUUGGAGCAAUUACUGAUGGAAGUGGACAGCAGCCGAGUCGCCGACGCCAAGAGCUCGAGAUGAAUCCGUUUGCUCCGUUUGGAGGACUAUUGGGUGGUCUCGGUGGAAUGGGAAUGAUGAUGCCACCGCCAGGACAGGGUGCCAAUAUGUACAUGAGCUCAAGUGUAAUGACAAUCGGACCCGACGGAAAGCCACGUGUCGAGCAGCAGACUGUCAGGCGACAUGGUGACGUCACAGAGACUAAAAGACGCGUCGACAAAAAUGGCGAAUCGUCAAUGUCAAUCGGACACUCGAUUGGAGAUCGUUCGCAUUUUAUUGACAAGAAACGGGAUCGCGAAGGAAAUGUUCGGAAACAACAGAGAUUCCAGAAUUUGGAUGAAGCCAGCGCCGAAGCAUUCGACCGUGAAUUCUCGUCUCGAGUUCGCCAGGGUUACGGUAGUGGCUCCAGGAGCAGCAACCUAAGAGAAAUCGAUAAUGGACUAUCAUCAUCGAGAAGAUCACCGUUUGGUGGAGCUGGAGCAUCAUCGUCGAGCCGUCGAAUGGAGAGCCGUGGAGCAAGUCGUGGAGCUCCAAUUGUCACUUUGCCAGAGGAAGAAGAAACUGCUCACUCCCGCUCCUCAACAUCUCACCGUGUCGGCGGCCCACUAAUCCGUGAAAUAAGCGAAGAAGAAGCCGAACAGGCAGCCUCAUCAAUCCCAAAAAGACGUCGCGGACAGCAAUAAUUUCUCUCUUUUUUUUUUGCCAAAAUUUUAUCCACUUUCCCCCAAAAAAAUUCAUCUCAAAUUGAGAUUUUUUCCAGCCGCCACCUACGCAAACAUUUUUCUUCUUUCUUUAAAAAUCAGGAAUUUUCUGUACAUUUCCCAGGUCUCACCACGAUAAAUUUUAGGGUCAUGUACCUUUAAAAUCGUUGCGAGACCCCUCUCUUUCGCUCCCCGCCAAAAAAAAACACGAAAAUUGAAUCUUGUGAUUAGUGAAAUAAAAUCGUUGUGAAA